GCUGGGGCUCUGGCUUGGCGGUCCCUUGCCGGCUCCCUCGCCCAGCGCCCCAUGCUGCCCCUGCCGGGCCCCCGGCUCCCCCAGUCCCCGACUUAGGCUGGCUCGCAAAUCCCGGGGUGCUGGCGCGUGGGCCAGGGGGCAUAGGGCGCCUGCAGACGGCCCCUGAAAGGGCUCUGGUGGGGCUGAGCGCUUCGUAGCAGGGGCGCGGGCAGAACAGGAAGCGGGUCCGCGUGGGAACUGGGGACAUCAGCCACCCGGGUGGCCGGGGCUGAAUAGCAGGCAGCCCAAGCAGUCACCCCAGGGGGCGAGCGACUUUGGGGGAGUUGGUGCCCCGCCCCCCAGGCCUUGGCGGGGUCAUGGGGGCCCCCCAUUCUGGGCCGGGGGGUGUGCAAGUCGGGGCCCUGCUGCUGAUGGGGUUUUGGGGGCUGGUGUCUGGGCUCAGCCUGGAGCCUGUCUACUGGAACUCGGCGAAUAAGAGGUUCCAGGCAGAGGGUGGUUACGUGCUUUACCCUCAGAUCGGGGACCGGCUAGACCUGCUCUGCCCCCGGGCCAGGCCUCCUGGCCCCCACUCCUCUCCCAAUUAUGAGUUCUACAAGUUGUACCUGGUAGGAGGUGCCCAGGGUCGGCGCUGUGAGGCACCCCCUGCUCCAAAUCUCCUUCUCACUUGUGAUCGGCCAGAUCUGGACCUCCGCUUCACCAUCAAGUUCCAGGAAUACAGCCCUAACCUCUGGGGCCAUGAGUUCCGCUCACACCACGAUUACUACAUAAUUGCCACAUCGGAUGGGACCCGGGAAGGCCUAGAGAGUCUGCAGGGAGGUGUGUGCCUAACCAGAGGCAUGAAGGUGCUUCUCCGAGUGGGCCAAAGUCCCCGAGGAGGGGCUGCACCCCGAAAACCUGUGUCUGAAAUGCCCAUGGAGAGAGACCGAGGGGCAGCACACAGCUUGGAGCCUGGGAAGGAGAACACACCAGGUGAUCCCACCAGCAAUGCAACCUCCCGGGGUGCUGAAGGUCCCCUGCCCCCUCCCAGCAUGCCCGCAGUGGCUGGGGCAGCGGGGGGGCUGGCGCUGCUCUUGCUGGGCGUGGCAGGGGCUGGGGGUGCCAUGUGUUGGCGGAGACGGCGGGCCAAGCCUUCGGAGAGUCGCCACCCUGGUCCUGGCUCCUUCGGGAGGGGAGGGUCUCUCGGCCUGGGGGGUGGUGGCGGGAUGGGACCUCGGGAAGCUGAGCCUGGGGAGCUAGGGAUAGCUCUGCGGGGUGGCGGGGCUGCAGAUCCCCCCUUCUGUCCUCACUAUGAGAAGGUGAGUGGCGAUUAUGGGCAUCCUGUGUAUAUUGUGCAGGAUGGGCCCCCCCAGAGCCCUCCAAAUAUCUACUAUAAGGUAUGAGGGCUCCUACCUGGCUCUCCUGAAUCCAACCCUUCUUGGGGUGUUCCUCCAGUUUAAUUCCUGGUUUGAGGGACACCUCUAACAUCUCCUUGGCCCCCUUUGCCCCACCAGCUCCUUUGCUCCUCCUGGCUGUUGGCCUCUUCUCCACUUUUAGGGUUCCUUAAGAUUCCACUGCACCACCUCCUGCCUCCCAUUUGGCCAUGGGCGCCCCUCUUUGUUUCUUUGUUCCUGGGUCCUGUUCCCUUGGGGAGAGGGUACAGGCUCAGCCUCCUCUCUGACCAUGAUAUAGGUCCUCCUUACCCACCCAGAGCUAGGGGUGGGAAUAGUCUGUCUUUUGGUUGGCACCUCUUUUCUUUCUGCCUCUCACUGUUUUUCUCUUCUUUCCAUCUCUUAUCUUUCUCUCUUCUGUCUCUAGGUCUGUUCUUCUUCUCUAGCAACCUCCUCCCUACACCUCCUUUUACCCUCUUGCCUUCUUAUCCUUUGCCUCUCCCAUCUCCUGGGUGGGGUGUCAAAGCAAUUCUGCCCUUAGCUCUUGGUCCCCUUGUGACCUGUCAUCCCAACCGCUCUCCUCAGUCCGCCAAAAAUGGGGGCCUUACAGGGCAGGUACCGGCACUCCACCCCCACACAGAGCAUGGGCAGCAGGGCCUCCUUCUCUGCCCUGCCCCGCCCCAAGUCUCAACAUACUUACUCCAGCCGUUUGGGGUGGUUGGGUCAUGACAGCUAUCGUGAGAAGACGUGUUCCAUUUUGUCCAGUGGUCAGUAGCAAGAUAUGAACCGGUCAGGACAUGUAUGGACUUGGUCUGAUGCUGAAUAGGCCACUUGGGACAGGAAGAGACUUGCUCCAGACAAGAAGUGGCCAGGCUUGGACAGAAAUGGCCUGGGAAGUGGCAGAAGCAGUGCAUCAGGAACUGGAAGUGCCUUCAUCCAGGACAGGAAGUAGCACUUCUGAAAUAGGAAGUGGUCUGGCUGGAACUCCAAGUGGCCUAGUGUUGGGGAUCCGGGUGGGUGGGAGGUUGAUGGUUCUUACUCUGUGGAGAAAGGGGAUAGGAAGAACUUCCUGUUUCAGGAGGAAGCGGGAACUUAUUGACUGUAAAAAGGAUAGAGGUGGACUGAGGGAGACUUUCCUAGUAUUCAGUGGCACUUCCCAGGAUCUCCUUUCCCUUGUGCUUUGUGCUGAUUUUAGGACAACUAAGAUGACUGCCAUCUGCUGUGGCAGGCCCAAUUUGUCAUGUUAUUUCCUUUCCAUAUCCCAAUAUAAUCUAUGUUAUCAACAUGACUACCCCAAGAACCCGCUUAUUCUCCACCUGUAACCUAGAUGCCUGUCUUGUUCAUCCCCUCCUUAAUUUCCUACUCCCUUCAAACUCAACACAGCUCCCUUCUUAGUGACCAAAAUGGUGGCCUACUGCCUGGUCUAGCUGACAGUGGUACUUAGCAAUGGCUACUGUUUCCAUAGUGGCCAGCUGAUACCUGUUCCUGCCUUCUAGUGCACAAUUGGGUAUUGCCUCAGUUUCCUCCAAGCUCAGUUUAACUAGAUCAAAGCUGCCUUUGGGCACCAAGUUGGCCACCUCAAUCACCAGCCAAGAUGGUUGCUUUGUCCACCAGAGAUCAAGUCAUCUCUCUGGUGCUAUAGUUCCCAGCUUCCCUUCCUGAUUUUUCUAAUCAGUCCUUUUGGGGAACAGGAAGUUGAUAUUGCCAUGGUGGCGGGGUAUGCUGUCACCUCAAUAGUUUACUGUAAAAGGGAAAUUUGAACAACAAAAACCAAAAAAAGAAUAAAAAACUUCAAAAGUUG
Nycticebus coucang (slow loris) is the source of this 3168-nucleotide messenger RNA. RefSeq names its product ephrin B3 (gene EFNB3). The coding region runs from base 357 to 1379 and encodes 340 amino acids. Gene Ontology annotation, cellular component: plasma membrane. Gene Ontology annotation, molecular function: ephrin receptor binding. The transcript has 5 exons. Gene Ontology annotation, biological process: ephrin receptor signaling pathway; axon guidance. The record is from RefSeq and is a predicted model, not a curated record. NCBI's taxonomy places the organism in Eukaryota, Metazoa, Chordata, Mammalia, Primates, Lorisidae.